AAGAAACACUUCCAGAAUGAGGACCUUGGUUUUGCUAUGCUUGGUGGCGGCCGCCUGGGCGCAGUUCGAGGCAGGAUUCGUCAAGAUCCUGCAAGACAAGCGCUACCAGGAGGGCAGCACCUUCGGGAACUUCCGUGAUCAGGAGGACGGCAUUAAGUACUUCGAGGAGACCGACGCCCAUGGAGUGAGGCGCGGGUACUGGGAAUACCCUUCUGAGGGCGGCCAGGUCCUCCGCACCGAGUUCGAAGCUGGCCCCGGCAUCGGCUUCAGGAUAACCAAUUCCAACCACCACGCCCCCACCCCCGUCGCCAAACCCCAGCCGCAGUUCCAGCCAGCACCCCAACCCGCUCCCCAGCCCCUUCCCCAGGCUCUCCCCGUGCCUCCCCCUCGCCCCGUGGGACCUCAGAACCUCUUCGACUACCCCGCCAACCUCGAAUUCUCACGCCAGGGUUUGGGUCACCGCUUCAAGUUCACCGCCGCGUAAAUGGAGCCUAAGACCCAACACCCCUUUCUCUUUUUUUUCCCCAUAUCUUCCCGUUCUUCUCCUGAGACUUUCUCUUCCUUCCCCUUUAUCUAAAUUCCUUACUAGAGUUCCGAUCUUAGCUACCUCAGUCUCGCUCGCCUCGAUCUUCCUUCAACACUCCAUCUCCUCUUCGUAAUCGCCAUUUCUCUUCGCGUCUCUCUCUCGCCUCCAUUUCACCCAAGCAUCCCAAGGGAAAGGACUACGCUCCGGCGAAGUCCCUUUCACCUCCUCAUUCUGCCUCCGCCCAUGCAAAAGCCAGCGAACGUGAGAUUGUAAACCGCGCGUCUGUGUCGCCCCAUCUUCGUCGCUCAGUUGUUUGCCAAACCGUAGUUCACUUUGUGCUACAGCUCUACUUGCUGCCUUUUCUCAGAGACAAAUGCGUUUAUUAUGGGGUUUAUUUAACGUGUUUUGGGGGAUUUGGGGAUGUUAGUGAUUUUUUAAUACAAUUGAUGGUAUACACUAAAUAUUAAUAUUUUUGAUGAUUUAAGAUCAGUAAAUUGGAUGAUUUAAAUGAAUCAGGCGACUUCGAAAAAAAAUCACAUGCUUUAGGAUGAAUCAAGUAAUUUGUAAAAAUAACAAUUUGUGUUUCAAAUACGAUUAUAAUGAAAUAGCCGAAGAAAUUGCAGUUCGUAAGUAGAGUUGUAGCCGAGGUAAAAUUAUCAUAAAAUGGAAAACAAUAUGACAGAAGAUGAUCAAGGUGUUGCAUUGCUUGUAAGCUGGUUGCAUUGUGUUGAUUUUCUGUUCGUUCUGCAACAGUAGUUCGACAAUUACUGGAUGUUGAUAUCCAACAUCUCGGUAAGUUCUUUGUAUAUUUUUGUAUAAAAAAAGAUGUUUUAAUAAACUAUAGAAAUUA
This is a messenger RNA of Penaeus monodon (black tiger shrimp), 1376 nucleotides long. RefSeq lists its product as uncharacterized. Lineage: Eukaryota; Metazoa; Arthropoda; Malacostraca; Decapoda; Penaeidae. The record is from RefSeq and is a predicted model, not a curated record.